Molecule: messenger RNA, 2290 nt
Organism: Gossypium raimondii (Peruvian cotton)
Lineage: Eukaryota; Viridiplantae; Streptophyta; Magnoliopsida; Malvales; Malvaceae
Product: pentatricopeptide repeat-containing protein At5g42450, mitochondrial
Exons: 1
Coding region: 79-1635 (518 amino acids)
Biological process (GO): RNA modification
Molecular function (GO): RNA binding; protein binding
Source: RefSeq, a predicted model, not a curated record
AUAUUUCCCUUUAGUUGACUACCCUUUUAGACGGGCCUUGAUUUCGCUAUAAAAAAUUACACAUAGAAAACCCACUCCAUGUUUCGAUUGAAUCCAAAUUAUAGAUUCUCUGGAGCCGCUGCUGCAACCAUAUUCAACAAUGAAGCUCAUAACCCUCUAUUUAUCGUCCCAAAGGUCGCCAAUACCUACUUUUGCUUUUCAUCAACCUCGUUUGCGGAUGCUUGCAAGUUAUUCGACGAAAUGUCUGACUUAGAUGUAGUAUCAGCCACUUCCAUAAUAGGAACCUUCUCUAAGCAACACCUUCAUAAAGAAGCCAUAUAUUUGUUUACCAGGAUGCUUUUCAACAAUAUUAGACCCACUGAAUUCACGUUUGGGACUGUGAUUCACUCUUCCACUUUGUUAAAAGACCUCAACAUUGGCAAACAACUUCAUGGCUGUACAAUCAAAAGUGGUCUAAAUUCUAAUGUUUUUGUGGGUAGUGCAAGUUUAGAUCUUUAUUCAAAGUUAAGUACAAUAGAGGAAGCAAGAAAGGUUUUUGAAGAUACCCAUCAACCAAAUGUUGUGUCUUAUACAACUUUGAUAUCUGGGUACAUAAAAAAUAAGAGUUUUGAGGAUGCUUUAUGGUUGUUUGAAGAAAUGCCUGAGAGAAAUGUUGUGACUUGGAAUGCUAUGAUUUCUGGGUUUAGUCAAACUGGUUAUAAUGAAGAAGCUGUAAAUAUUUUCAUUGAGAUGUUAAGAGAAAGGGUAAUGCCUAAUGAAUCUACUUUCUCCUGUGUUAUUAUAGCAGCUGCUAAUAUAGGUGCUAUUGGUAAAGGCAGAAGCUUGCAUGGUUAUGUUUUUAAGUGUUUGGGUGAUAAGCUUAAUGUGUUUAUUGGCAAUGCUCUUAUUAGUUUUUAUGCUAAAUGUGGAAACAUGGAAGAUAGUCUCUUGGUUUUCGAUAAACUUCGAGGACGGAAUGUUGUUUCUUGGAAUGCUUUAGUAUGUGGUUAUGCUCAAAACGGAAGAGGAAUCGAAGCUAUCGAGUUAUUCGAACGAAUGAUUGUAAGUGGUUUAAAGCCUAAUGAUGUUACAAUUCUUGGUAUGUUAUGGGCUUGCAGUCAUGCCGGUCUUGUUACUGAGGGCUAUUCAUAUUUCAAUAAGGUAAGACAUAAAGAACCUAACUUGCUUAAACCAGAGCAUUAUGGUUGUAUGGUGGAUAUGCUUGCUCGGUCUGGGCGGUUCAAAGAAGCUGAAGAGUUUAUUCAACGGUUGCCUUUUGAACCAGGUAUUGGUUUUUGGAAAGCACUACUCGGUGGCUGUCAGAUUCACUCGAAUCUGAAACUCGGGGAAUUUGCAGCAAGAAAAAUCAUGGCAUUGGACCCGGAGGAUGUUUCGUCAUAUAUAAUGCUGUCUAACGCGUAUGCUGCCGCGGGCAGAUGGGAAAUUGCAUCAACGGUGAGGAAAGAGAUAAAAGAGAAACAAAUGAAGAGAAUUCCGGGUUGUAGUUGGAUCGAAAUAAGAAACGAAGUUCAUGUUUUCCUCAACAAGGAUUGCAAACAUUGCCAGAUAGAUGAUAUCUAUAGAGUCUUGAAGAUUUGUAUACAGCAUUCAUUGGACUGUGAAGCUGUAAGCAUUUUAAUGGAGUUUUCCAUCUAAUUGGUGCCAUUUGGACAUGAACAUAUAUCGAGAACGAUCGAUGGGAUAAACUAGACUUGGGAGAUUCAGCAGGAUAUGAGAUCAAGUACUAAAUUAUUUGAACCUUUGGUAAUUCGGUUUCGAAUUCGGUGUUGCUGCUAACAUCAAAACAAACAUUCGAUAGCCCCUGCAGGCAGUCUCGAAGAAGAAAUAUUACUGUAGUGAACAACAAACCUGACAGCACCAAUGUAUUAGAAAACGAAACUAACUUCAGUUUGAAGAUAAAUUUUUUUGCUAUUUCCAUGGUGUGCAAGGUGGAUUCAGUAUUCAUACUUCAGUUCAUCUGCCUUGUUCUAUUAAGCUUUCCUUUGCUCGUUCCCAGCUACAAGCAUACAUACAUACACACACAAACACCUACGUACAAGUGUGUGAAGUGUUUACAGAGCAAGUGCUAAAGCAGUUGCACAUGAUGGUACUAUUAGCGGGUCUUAUACAGAAGCAUUUGCAUCUGUUCUUUUGCUUUUGAGACAAAGAUCUGUGACAUGACAGACUUAUCUGAUCAUACGACAAAUUUCUGAAACUGACCCUGUCAUGUAUAAAUCUUUCCUCUCCUUGCUCAUUUUUUGUUGUUAUUUAUGCUAUUCAAAUUCAGGGUUAAUUUUAUUCGAUAUCAGAA